Molecule: messenger RNA, 1334 nt
Organism: Ectocarpus siliculosus
Lineage: Eukaryota; Phaeophyceae; Ectocarpales; Ectocarpaceae
Source: the annotation of a GenBank genome assembly
AUGCACAGCUGGCACGAUCUGCACCAGAAUUCAUGCUCAUGUGCAUGUGUUCGCUCGCCCCUCUGUGCUCAGGGAGUUCUUGCGCUGCAGACGUUGUCCUGCAUCCGGGGAGACUCGUCCCUUCCCCCCAUCUCGCCGGAACGCCUGCACGACGCCGUGAACAUCCUCCUCUCCUACCAGAACAGGGAUGGCGGCUGGGCUACGUACGAGAACACCAGGGGGUUCCGCUGGUACGAGACUUUGAACCCUUCCGAGACUUUCGGGGACAUCAUGAUCGACUACUCGUACGUGGAGUGCUCGUGUUCUUCCAUGACUGCCCUCAAGGCCUUCGCCAAGACCUACCCGGACCAUCGAGCGGCCGAGAUCAAAAGAUCCCUGUCAAACGGACGCCGGUUCAUCCGCUCCAUCCAGCGCCCCGACGGCAGCUGGUACGGCAGCUGGGGAGUCUGUUUCACUUACGCUACCUGGUUCGGAGUGGAGGGGCUCAUGUCGGCAGGCGAGCCGGUAGAGAGCCCGACCAUCACCAAGGCCGUCGACUUCAUGUUGAGCCGUCAGAAUGCAAAUGGCGGGUGGGGCGAAUCGUACCUCGCCAGCGUGGACAAGGGGUGGACGGAGACGGGAGUGCAGUCUCUGCAGGAAGAGGUGUCCGCGCUGGGAAACGGGGGGAGCGGGGUGGUCCACACGGGAUGGGCCAUGCUAACGCUGAUCGCGUCUGAGCAGUGGGAGGACAGGGAGGACGUCAGGCUAGCCCUGUGGAAAGGCUCUCUCUUCCUUCGGAAGAUGCAGCUGCCUAGAGGGGACUGGGAGCAAGAGGGCAUCACGGGCGUGUUCAAUCGCAGCACCGGCAUCACCUACACCUCGUACAGAAACGUCUACCCCAUCUGGGCCCUGGGAAAGUACGCUCGGACUGUGGAGAAAAUGUUCGGCUCGGAGGAAUUCUCGGCCUAACAAGUUUGGAGUGCCGUACAUGUCUUUCUGACUGUUUUUUUUGUUUCUCGUCGUGUGCCUUGUGCUGGCAUCUUGCUUGUGAACCCCGGAAGGAAUCAAUCCGUGGUGUGCGGGAGUACCGAGGUACUGGAUGAGAGCAUAGGCCUGUAGAAAAGGUUGCCAAGAUUCGACCUAUGCUUUUUUACCGUGAGGGGCGUACCUCCAGCGCGCUUAAGCCAUGUGAAACCAAGGUUUUGUCUUGUUUUUUAUUCUUCGUUUUGUUCUUCGUUAUUUUGGUAGUAGGGUCGUGCAGACCUUCUCUCUCUUUAGAGGGCCUCCUAGCCUCUGCCAAACGGAACCGCAAUCUACCUAUUGUAGCGGAGGCGUUUUCGAGAUCUGUUCUCCUC